UAGUGUGUUCGCUGUCUGUGAGCGGCGGUAUUGAAAGUGAACUGAGUGUAUGGGUGGACCGCUGCAGCUCUCGGUACUCACUGACACGCAGCUGCAGAGAGCUGCAGGAUGGCUGGGAGCUUCUUCGCAGAGUGUUUUUCCUCAUUAUUCGACUAUAAAACGCAAAAAUACUAUGUCACCAAAAACAGGAAAGUUGGGGUCUUGUACAGAGUUAUUCAGUUAUCUAUCAUCGGUUACCUUAUUGGGUGGGUUUUCUUAAGCAAGAAAGGUUACCAGGAAACGGAUGAGUCCAUACAGAGCACUGUCUUAACUAAACUGAAGGGAGUCUCUGUGACCAACACCACUGAGUCUGGUCUGCUGGUGUGGGGACCAGAGGACUAUGUCAUCCCACCACAGGGUGAAGCUGUUCUGUUCAUUGUGACCAAUUUCUUAGAGACGCCAAACCAGAAGCUGAAAUACUGUGCAGAGAGCCCCAAAGUACUGGAUGGCCGCUGUCGAAACGACAGCGACUGUAAGGAGGGAAAGAUGGUAGUGGCUGGCCACGGAAUUAUGAGUGGCCGCUGCUUAAAAGAAGACGGCAACUUAACUGGUACCUGUGAAAUCUACGGCUGGUGUCCCGUUGAAAGAAUAUUCAAACCGCAAGGGCCUAUGCUGACUAAUGCUGAAAACUUCACCAUUUACAUCAAGAAUUUUGUCCAGUUUCCCAAAUUCAAAUUUUCAAAGUCCAAUGUUCUUGAAACAACCAAUAAAUCCUAUUUGAAGAGAUGCCGAUAUGAUGAGAAGCGCCACCCGUACUGCCCCAUCUUUCGCCUGGGAAACAUCGCCCAGCGAGCUGGACACAACUUCCUGAACAUGGCCACGUUUGGUGGCUCUAUUGGGAUAAUGAUACGUUGGGACUGUGACCUGGACAAAGGCUUCUCUAACUGCCAUCCACAGUACUACUUCAGUCGCCUGGACAUCAGUACCAAUGAGACCAUUGCAACAGGAUUCAACUUCAGACACACUCGGUAUUUUAAAAACGCUGCUGGUGAGAGCUAUCGAUCUCUAUACAAAGUCUAUGGCGUCCGAUUUCACAUCAUGGUGUAUGGAAAGGCUGGGAAGUUCAGCAUCGUCCCAACAGCCAUCAGUGUUGGUUCAGGACUGGCUUUGAUGGGUGCUGGAGCUUUCUUCUGUGAUCUUGUCCUUCUCUACCUAAUGAAGAAGGGCAAGUUUUACCGAGAACGCAAGUAUGAAGAAUCCAGAGUCUGAUUUUUCGCAAAUAUUGGCCUCCACCAUAGAAGUCCACAGAGGUAAAAAACCAACAUCUGAAGAAAACACUGUGCAGCAUAGAAAGGCUGCCAUGGAGCAGGAGAAUCUGACGUGAGUUUGCAACGUGCCCUUGAGUUUGUAGAGUGUCCUUUUCUGUUUUAGUGUAACAGUAAAUGUAACUGCAAUGCUAUGUAUAAAAUGGUAGCAUUGCAAAACUUUGGAAAUGAUAAUUGCGAUAAUUAUAACAAUCAUGAACAGAUAUUAAUUUAACUUUACACCACCUUUAGCCGUUAAACCUGUUUUAGCAAUGUUGUCUGUUUUUUUUAACUAAAUGACUGUGAACUUUUAUUAAAAAAAAAAGAUUAACCUUUGUGUUGUACUUUUAAAACAUAUGGAAUGCUGUCAGGAAUCAAGAUAGGACACAAGAGCCUUUUAGUGAUCCUAUGAAUUUCAUCACUCCUUUUCAUUUGACAACAAUUUCAUUUCUUUCAUUUCUUUCAUUGCUACCUCAGAUUUAAAGAAGAGUCUCCAUUCAAACCUCAUCCCCUCUCUUUUUACUAGGAAUCAAUUUCAAUAUUUUUUAAGGAAAUACAGACUUCCCAUAUGGUCAUCACAACAUACUGCGUAAAGAUCUUAAUUCUGGUUUCUGAUUGGACAGAAGGACAUUUUUGUAAGUCACAUUUAGUGCCUCACCUUAAAGAGGUGGUGUAACAGGAAUGGUGACUCUGAUACACUGACUGUAACAAGGUUUAUACUGAUGACUCUGUGUACUUUGUGACAUCUUUGUUUAGAGUAGCUGUUUUCUACUCAGUGGCUCAGUCACACCGCACUGGUUUGGUUCUUUGUCUUUUUGUGGGUGAGAUGAGUCAUUCAUGUUUGCAGAAGUUCUCAUUGAACUAUCACAUGCCAGGAUAAUAUUUGACCACUUUGUUUUAAUGAUAACGAUAAUGACAAACAAUCUCCACACAGAAAAGUUAGCAUUUUACAUGCAGGAUGCAAGUCUUCAAAGGUGCUAUGUGUAAGUUUUCUCUGCCGCCCAGCAUGGUUCCUUGCAGGGAGUUGGGUGGUGGUGGUGAUAACAGUUGCUUGCCAAGAGCUUCAGCCAUUGUUGCAUUUACAAAACAAGAGGUUAUAAUGCAGCAUUGCUACAUCUUCACCCUCUCAUGCUGGCAGACUGGACCCCACAGUGAUUCACUGUCAAAAAACUUAUAUAUAGCACCUUUAAUCACUUUGCUUUCCUUAAUAAUUACAUUUUUUCCUGCUUGUUUUGCAAUGACUGAUAAUUCCUGUAAGUGGAAUAUACCUCAUUUGUAAAUAAUGCUUCAAGUGUCAAGUUUCUGUCAAUGUGUGUUGCAUCAUUUGUGUGAUUUUGUUCUGUUUUGUCAGUUUACCAACUAAACUUUUAUUUAUUUAUGGAUACAGAUGAAAAUCUCUGCCUGUAACCUGAGUAAAUGUGCUGAUAAAGAUUUGAAUUUUUUUUUUUUUU
This is a messenger RNA of Toxotes jaculatrix (banded archerfish), 2734 nucleotides long. Its product is annotated as P2X purinoceptor 5-like. The record is from RefSeq and is a predicted model, not a curated record. NCBI's taxonomy places the organism in Eukaryota, Metazoa, Chordata, Actinopteri, Toxotidae. The transcript is spliced from 12 exons. Bases 109 to 1248 code for a protein of 379 amino acids. Gene Ontology annotation, cellular component: nuclear inner membrane; plasma membrane. Gene Ontology annotation, molecular function: purinergic nucleotide receptor activity; extracellularly ATP-gated monoatomic cation channel activity; ATP binding. Gene Ontology annotation, biological process: response to ATP; monoatomic cation transmembrane transport.